AUGAUAGAGCACCUGCACAGAACAAAGCAAGGUGAGAACAAGGAUCAUCGUUAUCUUGGAAAAGAAACACAGAAUGAAAUAAUUCAUUUUGUUGGAUCAUCUAUAACCAACAACAUUUUAUUAAUGAUGAAAUCUGCAAAGUAUUACAGUAUAAUUCUGGACUGCACAACAGAUAUUUCAAAAGUUGAGCAGAUGACAGUUGUGGUACGUUUCGUCCAGGAGACAAGACUCGACGGGGUAUACGAUGUCCGAAUUCGGGAGCAUUUCAUGGGAUUUCUUCCAGUGCCCGAUUCUUCAAGCUCCAUUUUGACGCAGGUCGUACUCAAGUUCUUGCAAGAUAAAAAAAUCCUAUUGUGUAAUAUGAGAGGGCAAGGAUACGACAAUGGAGCAAACAUGAAAGGAAAGAAGUCAGGUCUCCAGAAAAGAAUUUCAGAUAUGAACAAGAGAGCAUUUUAUGUACCAUGUAGCAGUCACUCAUGGAAUCUUGUUGUAAACGAUGCCGCUAUGUCUCCUAAAUAUGCUGUUUCUGUGUUUUCGGCAGUGAAAAGCUUAUAUGACGUCUUCUCGUCCUCGGUUCGACGUUGGGAUGUCUUGAAGAAGUAUCUGCCUAACCUGUCGCUGAAGCCACUGAGCGACACUAGGUUGGAAAGUCGCAUCGAUAGACUUACUCCCCUGAGGUUUCAAAUUGGAUGCGUUUAUGAUUCACUGGUUCAGAUAUCAGAAGAAUUCGAUGGCAUGACCGCUCACGAAGCAACGUCACUUGCGAAUGAAAUAAAAAAUUACACCUUUCUCACUUCUCUGUUAAUCUGGUACGACGUUCUGCUUCAUAUCAGUGUAGUCAGCAAGACCCUCCAGACCAUUGACAUAAAUGUUUCUGAGGCCGUAGAAGUUCUUGAAAAAAAGAAAGCAUAUUUUGAGACCUGCAGAACAGAAGAAAAGUUUGUGUCUUUCUUGACGGGUUCCAAAGAACUGGCUACAGAAUUAGAGCUAGAAGAUAUAACAUUACCACGGAUAAGUGUUUCCUGGCGACGAAGUAAGAAGCCAAUACACUUUACCUAUGAAGGAAGGGAUGAGACAAUAGAUGAGCCAACUAAACGUUACAAGAGUGAAUUCUACUAUUAUCUUCUAGAUAUGGUAACCACAUCUUUGGAUGAGAAAUUCGAUCAACUGAAAUCUCAUUGUGAUUAUUUUGAUUUUCGCUACGACAUCGGCGAGCUGAAGAAUCCACCUCCUGACAGCCUUGACACAAAGUGUAGAAACCUCGCAGCGAUCUUACAAGAUCAUGAGUCAAGCGACAUUGAUGCACUAGAGUUGAGGGAAGAACUAAAAGAGCUUUCAACAUUGGUGAAACCUGGAAUAGGUCCAAGGGAGACUCUGAAGUUUGUAGGAAGACAUAAUUUUUUCCCUUAUGUUAACAUUGCUCUGAGAAUUCUCCUAACACUCCCAGUGAUAGUUGCGAGUGGAAAGAGGAGUUUCUCAAAACUGAAAAUGAUAAAGACAUACCGAUCAACAAUGAGCCAAACUCGUUUGAAUGAUCUUGCAACAAUAUCGAUAGACCACGAGCUUGCAGAGGACUUAAAUUACACAGAUCGUGUGAAAGAGUUUGCACAAGCAAAAGUCAGGAUGGUUCGAUUUGUCUAG
Molecule: messenger RNA, 1641 nt
Organism: Schistocerca nitens (vagrant locust)
Lineage: Eukaryota; Metazoa; Arthropoda; Insecta; Orthoptera; Acrididae
Product: zinc finger MYM-type protein 1-like
Exons: 1
Coding region: 1-1641 (546 amino acids)
Molecular function (GO): protein dimerization activity
Source: RefSeq, a predicted model, not a curated record